AUGAUGAGGGUUCUCUCACUCGAGCAAAGCACAUAUGUAUAUGACGACAAACGAAAAAUAAGAGCAGCCGAUAAAGGGAAGAAAAGAUUUACCUCAGCGAAAGAGGCAGAAGCUGCAAAAAACGCUCCUGGCACAGACAAGCUGGAAACGAUGGAUGACUCGGCCCAGGAUUCUGCGAAGAAAGCCACCAUCAAUUUGAAGACGAUGAAACGAGCGGAUGGGACCUACCCUCCUUGGAUGAGUGGAUCCAUGAAGAAUAAGCUCAGCAAGAAGAACAAAGCCAUGAAAAAGAAGAAGCUUCAAAAGGCAAAGAGUAGACGGUGA
Molecule: messenger RNA, 324 nt
Organism: Ostertagia ostertagi
Lineage: Eukaryota; Metazoa; Nematoda; Chromadorea; Rhabditida; Trichostrongylidae
Source: the annotation of a GenBank genome assembly